CGUUGAUCCGCUGGCCGGAACAAUAAUCACAUGGGAAGAGGCCGUGCGCCAUCCGCGAAAUUGUGCCAACUCAUUUCCGAUUGGGACAGAGCCGGCGUCGAUCCUGGAGCAAGGGUACCUGGGUGUCCUACUGUACUUUCCUAAUGAAGCUACGUCGCUACGAACACGUCUGCCUUGGUCGCGUCGACCAGGGUCCACUCACGAAUCUCUGUUGUUUUCACUAUACCACUCUACCAGACAACACAUACACACACACACAUAUACACAAUUCUGCUACACACUCGUACGACCCGGCAUCCUUCCAUGGAGCAGACCACCCCGGGGCUACCAUCAGAUGGAGGAGGGGCAGAGAGUGCGCGUCCGACCGCCUUGGCCAUCGACACCAACACCGACCAUGCCACCGAAUUGUCGCAUGCCGUGCGACAGAUGACGGUUGCAAUCGAUGGUCAUGGUUAUGGCCAGAGUCCACGCUCGCCUGCCCCGCCCACGCCGAAUAUGAAGACCACAUCGACACCGACACCGAUGCCUCGAUCGCGACGCACGUCUGCUGCGUCGCCCAACCUGCCACCCCACUCACCCCGCCCACAACCACCUUCGCGCCGCGCCUCGAGUAGCAUGGCCAUGCGCAAGCCGUCCGCGUCUCCAGCGCUCCGCCAAAAGUCGUCCAGGUCGUCUCUCGGUGGUGGUGGUGGUGGUGGUGGUGGUGGACCAGAAGAGCAAGAGAGGCAGGCCACUCCCAAGCGCUCCAUCUCCAACCUCAUCACGGGCCUGAGAGAAGCCCAGGGCCGGAUGGAGUCCAUCGAGGAGCCCAUCCCCCUCACUGCUGCUCAGCUGGCCACUGCACACUUUACGAGGGAGCUGCUGGGGCAUGGCGAUGCCGACCUGCAGUCCGAUGUCGUCGUCAUCCUCCACGACGCAUGCUACGGACAUCGUUGGUCACGCUUAAAGACCAGUAAGGGCCAGCUCUCGCUGAUUGUAGAGCGACCAGAGCGCAUACAUGCCAGUGUGCUGGGAGCAUCCACAGCAUAUGUCAGGCUCGGCGGCCAUCACGCAGGCGCCAAGCAUGCUCCACAUCCCGAUCGCAACCCAGACGCGCAGCCGCCAUUCAAGAUUCGGCGUACAGCGCGAACUAUCGACCUCACUUCGGCAUAUGUGACUGCGGUACAUGGGACGCAGUGGAUGACGGAACUGCAAGGCAUGUGCCAUGCUGCGCAGGAGAGGCUUGCCGCCGGAAUCAAGGAAGUCAGUAGGGACUCGGACAAGACACAAUUGCAUCCAGGCGACCUCUAUCUGGCUCCCGCUUCUUUGGACGCAUUCCAAGGCGCCCUGGGCGGUGUCGCUGACGCUGUCGAUGCCGUCUUCACACCGGGCUCGACCACCUCCAAAUCCUUUGUUGCCGUUCGUCCACCGGGCCACCAUUGCUCUGCCGAUCAUCCGAGCGGCUUCUGCUGGUUGAACAAUGUACACGUGGGCAUUGAAUAUGCCGCGCAGACCUAUGGCAUGACGCACGCGGCCAUCUUCGACUUCGACUUGCACCAUGGGGAUGGGAGUCAGGCCAUCGCGUGGGAGAGGAACAGCAAGAACAACGAGAAGAGACAGAACGCCAAAGCGAAUAGCAAGCUGAAGCUCAGUCCGGACAUUGGGUACUACAGCCUGCAUGACAUCAACAGUUACCCGUGCGAGUAUGGUGACGACGCCAAGGUCCAAGCCGCCAGUUUGUGUGUGGAAAAUGCACAUAGCCAGUCCAUCUGGAAUGUCCAUCUCCAGCCGUGGAAAACGGAGGAUGAUUUCUGGAAGCUCUAUGAAGACCGCUACCGCAUCCUGCUCGACAAAGCCCGAGUCUUUCUCACCUAUCAUACCGAUCGUGUGCGCACAGAAGGCAGAGUCCUCCCCAAAGCCGCCAUCUUCAUCUCUGCCGGCUUUGAUGCGAGCGAAUGGGAAGGUGAAGGCAUGCAGCGGCACAAGGUGAAUGUGCCCACCGAGUUUUAUGCUCGCUUCACAGAAGAUAUCGUCAAGCUAUCGCGUGAGGUGUCCGGCUGUGACGGUCGUGUCAUCAGUGUACUCGAAGGUGGUUAUAGUGACCGGGCACUGUGCAGCGGUGUGUUGAGCCAUUUGUCUGGGCUGUGUGCCACGUCUGUCACUACACAGAGCGACGAUGGAUUCGACCAUCUCAUGAGCUUGAGCAACAAGAUGAACGGACUCUCCAUGACUGGUGUCAAUUCUCAUCUUCGCUACGACAAGUCGUGGUGGUCCAGCGCGAAUCUCACCGCGCUCGAGCACAAGAUCAACCCUCCUCCGCCGCCGCAGGUCAAGAAACAUCGCGUGGGACCGCAACCAACGUAUGCCACACCCACCGAGUCUUUUGCUUACAAAGUCGUCGACACCAACAAGUUUGCGCGCUCGAUUUCUGGUACAUUGCGCGAUGUGCCCCGACCUGAGCGUGCGCCUACUCCACCACUUCCCGAAGUGGACUGGGUUGUUGCUACUCAGGAGCUAUCCCAUCUGCUCAUUCCACAUGAUCGGCAGACCAAGAGCUGCACUGCAGACGAGCUCGUCAUGCCACGCACCAAGAAAGAUGCCAUGCCACCACCGCCACCGCCGCCGCACGAUGCUUCACAGCCUCGACAGCUACGAGAUCGUCGAGCCAAGACACCUGCCUACGCGGAAAGUGCUUACAGCGACGAGAGCUCCAGAAGUAUCAGUCGCAACGAGAGUAGAGCCAGCAGGCGAGAGACCAUUGACAUCUUGCCGACUCGUGAUGUCGCUGCACCGCAGCAGAGGCGCUUGAGCCGGCGGUUGAGUGCAGGCAGCGCAUCGAGUAUCACAAACAGUGACGCUGGAAAAGAUCGGCCACCGAUGCCUUCCGUGCCAGGAGUGACCAACGGUAAUGUCAAUGUGAAUGGCAGCAUGAAUGGCAGCAUGAAGCCGCCUCCGAUUCCGGCGCCGAGUGCACAAGUUGGCACGAAGAAGGUACGAGCACCAGUGAAGGCUGCACGCACUGCAGCUGCCACUGCGCCCAGUUCACCUGCGGGCAAGACGAGUUCUGCACCUCGACCCCCUGCCACCGGAAGCGUCGCCUCCGAACAGUCUUCGGAUGUGGACUCACUGACAAGUGGGCUGAGAAAGAUCACACUCAAGGCACCAGCGUCGAAGGAAGAGCACGAUCGCAAGCAGAUGGAGAAGCUCAAUGCCGAGCGUCGAGCACGAGCAUUGAAAGGAGCAGAGACCAGAAGAGUCAAUGCCGCUGCGAAGAAAGCAGCCCAAUCCGCCAGUGCGACUGCGAACGCCUCGACAACCAUCACACCAUCUCCUGCUCACGAUCAGGGCACACUUACGACCGCACUUCCUGCUGGUACGACAGCCGCCUCGACUCGACCAGGGGUGGCAGUAUCCGAAGCGGCUACGUGGCAGAAUGUAGCCCAACCUGAGGAGCCAUUCCACAUCACGUCGAAGGAGAACGUUGCACCCCUACAGCCAUUCGAAGCAAUGUCUGGCGCUGACCCCACGUCUUCGAUAGAAAUUGGGCCAUCAGCUGCUUCUGCUGUGGCGGGCUCGGACUCUUCUCACGAAUCAUCACAGCUCCUAGUGCCCCAAGCUGAGCCCUAUGUGAGUGGGACGCCGCUGGAGCAGACACGAGAUAUGAACACUCAACCCAACGGAGCAGAGGAGCCCCCCAUGUCCACCGUCGUCGCAAGUCCUCCGUUACCACCGGCUAAGAUGAGUGCAGACCAAUCACUCGUGCGAGUCCCUCCCUCCCAACCGAGCCGGCCCAGUCAGCUACCUGUGUUUAGCAGUACGGGACAUAUCCCUUUUGCAAAGGCUUCUAUCACUCCACCGGGAGAGCAGGAGAUGAAGGGUGCCUGAUGAUGAGAUGAUGAGAUGAGAUCGAUACUCAUGCGAACGGGCUUGUACUGGGGCUUGUUUCCCUUUUGUUUUGUGCUUGGGAGGGAGUUGUUGUUGUUGUUUCCUUGAAUGAGAUACCC
This is a messenger RNA of Sphaerulina musiva SO2202, 3983 nucleotides long. Its product is annotated as Arginase/deacetylase. Gene Ontology annotation, cellular component: nucleus. The transcript has a single exon. The record is from RefSeq and is a predicted model, not a curated record. Lineage: Eukaryota; Fungi; Ascomycota; Dothideomycetes; Mycosphaerellales; Mycosphaerellaceae. Gene Ontology annotation, molecular function: histone deacetylase activity. The coding region runs from base 304 to 3864 and encodes 1186 amino acids.